GUGCAUUAUACAAUGCACAUCCUGCCAUAUUUUAUUGUUUAAGCUAAUAUUAACAUGUCAUUGGUAAUAAAUGCAUGUUUUUCUGCAUAUCUGCUCUACAUAUGGCAAAAAUGAAGUUAGGGCUACUUAAGAGACACUUUAUGCAUUCUUAGUCCAGAUUUUCAGGUGGUCCAUAAUACAAUGUAUGGAAAUGUGAAAAAGGACAGUUUUGUACCAUUCAUGAUGUUAUUAACUAAACCCAUUAAAGUGAAAACACUUUUUAAACAAAAACCUUAUAAUGCUUAGUCAUUUAUUGUUAAAAUAUCAAGUCUUGAAAAGUUAGAUUGUUGGAGACAAAUUGGCAAUUUAGACUACAUUUUCUGAUUGCAAUAUGAAGAAAUACAGUUCUAGGGUUUGGGGUUGUUUUUCCACUACAUUACAUGAAUGGAACAUGUCUGGUUGAUCUGGGACUUUUACAGUUGUGGGUUCUAAAUGUUCUGAAUUAAUUUUCACAAUGUAUCUGCCAGGUCUUAAACUACUGUGAUGAGUGAGGAGCCAGACAGUUGGGGUAAGAUGGAGAAUACUGCUGUGAUUCAGGUGGUUUUUUUCCUACAGUAUUUUCACUUGUUCUAUUUCUUGCUAAACUAGAAUAUCAUCUCUGUGCACCUAUGGGAAGAAAUGGUACUCCAGAGAGUUUUGUUAUUUUUUUUUCCCCACAAAUUACAAUUAAUUACCCUGGAUAGACUUAGGACUGUUUUUCCUUCAGGCAAAGGGCUGGAUCCCAUGCUGUGGGUAUUGCCCAUAAGAUCUAUAGUUGGAGAAAAACGUGAAUCUGAAGGGCUGGAAUAUUUUUUUUUAAUGACUCUCUUUAUAAGCUGCUUCCCAAACCAAAAUGAGUAUAAAAUGAGUCAUUUGCCCAUGAAGUUGAUUGUUGUUUUCUCCAAAAAAAGACAUUAGGAAGCAAGUAGACAGAGAAUGUCCUGUUGCAGUGUGGAAGCUGAGGAUUUUGAUACUGCAUUUCAGAUAUGUUAUAAUUUUAUGAAGUUGGUUUUUUUUAAAGUAAAAGCAAGGCAAGAAGCUGAAUGUCCACAGCUUUUUAAAAGAGAUCAGCAGCUCCUGCUAUCAGCAAUUUGUGGGUAAGUAUCUUAGGCAGUCAAAAUUACUUGCUUUGCAUUAGGUAUUUGCCUCUCCCAUAGAUAACCAACAAAUCUUUGUUUCAUUUCCAGAAACUGAAGUACAGAAACCUGUCUUAAAAUUCUUUUAAUUUGAUCUCUUAUGAGAAUACAGCACUAAAUACAGAGAACAAGAUGUUUAUAAAGGAGAAAAAUAAAUGUGCAACGUCCAGCAACUUUGUUUAAACAGCCAGAGAGGUGGUUUGACCACAGUCAAUGGACUUUGUACUAAAGGAGUUGAAGAGAAUGCUCACGUGUUCUGGGAGAAUCCAAGUGUUGCAAUUCUGGAACCAACUGGCUUAAAAAAAACCCCCACAAACCAGGCUUUAGCUUGGCCCAGAAGCCGUUCGGAGCGACGUACGUCUGGAGCAGCAUUAUCAGCGCUCUCCAAACUCAAGUGGAAGUGAAAAAGCGCCGCCAGAACCUGAAGUGCCACCAUGACUGUUUCAUUGGCUCAGAUGCUGUGGAUGUUGUCUUUGCCCAUCUCCUACAGAACAAGUAUUUUGGGGAUGUGGAUAUUUCCCGUGCUAAAGUAGUGCGCGUGUGCCAGGCGCUGAUGGAUUACAAAGUGUUUGAGGCUGUUUCGACGAGGGUCUUUGGGAAAGACAAGCGGUCUGUGUUUGAAGACAGCAGCAGCAGCCUCUACAGGUUCACAAAUGCCUCAAACCAAACAGAAUUUGAUAAAGACUACCUGCAGUGUACCCCACAAAGACAUGAGAAGAGCAUGUUGUUCCACUCCACUCCUGUCAAACCGGAAAACUUGGAGGAUCUUUGGGAAAACCUGAGUCUAAAGCCUGCAAAUACCCCUCAAGUAAACAUCUUGGAUAGUUUGUCCCGUCGAGUUAUUAAUGAAGUGUGGCAAGAACAAACAAUCGCUCGUCUGCUGCAGCUGGUUGACCUUCCCCUCCUGGAGUCUCUGCUGGAGCAUCAAGAGAUCAGACCUCAGCCAAGGAAGGGAGCUGGGUAUGUCAUCACAAGCACCUACCUAGACAGAGAGAUCCUCAAGGCUUUCAGUGACUCACAGACAGACGAAUGGCUCUCGGCAGCGAUAGAUUGCUUGGAAUACCUUCCGGAUCAUAUGGUGGUGGAUAUUAGCAGGAACUUGCCUGAUCAGCCAGAUCAAGCAGAUGCAUGGAAACUGCUGCUGUUUGACAACAUUGGUAGAUGCUACAGCCAAAAAAAGGAACCGCUGUUAAGCCAUGCACCUGAAAUCCAUUUAGGAAUUGCAGAACUUUUAGUGAAUGGGAAGAUGGAGCAAUCUUUAGAAGCUCUUCAACUGUAUUUGAAACUUCUAGACAGCCAAGUCAGGGAGGAGUUCAGGAGACUGUUGUACUUCAUGGCUGUUGCAGCACACAGUUCUGAGCUCAAACUACAGAAGGAGAGUGACAACAGGAUGGUUGUGAAAAGAACAUUCUCUAAAGCUAUUAUCAACAAUAAAAACUUAUCCAGAGGGAAAACUGACCUCCUGAUCUUGUUCCUUGUGGACAACCAAAGAGAUGUGUUAAAGAUCCCGGGGACACUGCAUAAGAUGGUCAGCAAUAAACUGCUGGCUUUGCAGAAAGGCCAGGAUCCCAGUAAGAUAACAGGCUAUACCUUUUGCCAAAAACUUGAUGAAAGAGAGUAUCGCUCCAAUACGGAGAAGACCACGAGAGAUGAGCUGUUGUCUCUGUUGAAAGCCAUCGAUGAAGACUCAAAGCUCUCUGACAAAGAGAGAAAGAGACUGCUAGACCAGUUUCAUAGUAGUAAUCCAAGUAUUUUUAUGCAGUAUUUUGGAGACAGAGUUACUAAUAUGUGUGUGUGAGACUUUAAAUAGAGAUUACUUUGUAUACUCCAGCAUUGAAAACACUAAUAUAUUUGUAAAUUUUUGUAUUCAUGUAUUGUGCCUAAUAAAGUUAUUUUGUGGAAA
Messenger RNA from Neopelma chrysocephalum (saffron-crested tyrant-manakin), 3057 nucleotides. RefSeq names its product DEP domain containing 7 (gene DEPDC7). Bases 1708 to 2952 code for a protein of 414 amino acids. The transcript has 10 exons. Gene Ontology annotation, biological process: intracellular signal transduction. The record is from RefSeq and is a predicted model, not a curated record. NCBI's taxonomy places the organism in Eukaryota, Metazoa, Chordata, Aves, Passeriformes, Pipridae.